AUGAAGAGAAUUCUCCUAUGAAGAAUAAAAGUACUUGAUUCUGGGAAAACUCUUAAAGCACUUCUAACUUCAAAGCUGGAGAAAAGUAUGAAGGAACAAUCCAUCUGACUCUCUCAGCAUCUCACACAGAACACAGAAUGGCUCUUCAUACAAAAACUGGCACUGGCAUGUUGAAGGAUUGGUGUUUGGAGGAACCGCUGUUUGGCUGCAGACGGCACCAGAAUGUCAGGAAAAAACUGAGACUGAUACGAAUUAUAGGGCUUCUUGUCAGUGUAGUGGCCAUUAGUACUUCUUCUCUUUUGUUUAGUGCCUUUUUCAAGAUGGAACCACAUAGCAUGGUGUUGUCCAGCAGCCUAGAUAGCCAAAAGCUGGUGCGUGGGCACCAAAGAACUCUGUUGGAUUUCAUGGAAGAGGAUGAAAAUGGCGCUCCAGACCCACACGCUCCUAUGAAACACAAAGCUGAGCACGACAAUGCAACAGAUGAUCAUGCCAAGGGAGAGUAUCCUGAGGACCUUUUCUCUCUUGAGGAGAGAAGAAAGGGAGCGGUGAUCCUCCAUGUAAUUGGGAUGAUUUACAUGUUUAUAGCCUUAGCCAUAGUCUGCGAUGAGUUCUUUGUUCCUUCCUUGACUGUCAUCACUGAAAAGCUGGCCAUAUCUGAUGAUGUGGCAGGUGCAACCUUCAUGGCUGCUGGUGGGUCAGCCCCAGAACUCUUCACUUCUUUAAUAGGAGUGUUUAUAUCCCACAGCAAUGUCGGCAUCGGUACCAUAGUGGGAUCUGCUGUGUUCAAUAUCCUGUUUGUUAUUGGAAUGUGUGCUUUAUUUUCUAAAGAGAUCUUGAACCUUACUUGGUGGCCACUAUUUCGAGAUGUGUCCUUUUACAUCGUUGACUUGAUCUUGCUCAUCAUCUUUUUUCUGGAUAACUUGAUCAUGUGGUGGGAAAGCUUAACUCUCCUGACAGCAUAUUUUUGCUAUGUGACUUUUAUGAAGUUCAAUGUUCAAGUAGAAGAAUGGGUGAAGAAAUUUUUAAACAGGAACAAAGUUGAGAAGGUAGCAACAGCAGAUGCCGAAGGAAAGUCACCUAGUGCUGGCGACAAGGAUGACCAAACACUGACGACCAAGCCACGGCUCCAGCGGGGAGGAAGCUCUGCGUCUCUCCACAACAGUCUAAUGAGGAACAGCAUCUUCCAGCUCAUGAUUCACACACUUGACCCGCUUGCUGAAGAGCUUGGAUCAUAUGGAAACCUAAAAUAUUAUGACACAAUGACUGAAGAAG
Messenger RNA from Apaloderma vittatum (bar-tailed trogon), 1272 nucleotides. RefSeq names its product sodium/potassium/calcium exchanger 2. The record is from RefSeq and is a predicted model, not a curated record. The transcript has 4 exons. The annotation marks the transcript as partial. Gene Ontology annotation, biological process: long-term synaptic depression; long-term synaptic potentiation; calcium ion transmembrane transport. NCBI's taxonomy places the organism in Eukaryota, Metazoa, Chordata, Aves, Trogoniformes, Trogonidae. Gene Ontology annotation, cellular component: membrane. Gene Ontology annotation, molecular function: calcium, potassium:sodium antiporter activity; calcium channel activity.